Xiphophorus hellerii (green swordtail) is the source of this 5776-nucleotide messenger RNA. RefSeq names its product transmembrane protein 229A (gene tmem229a). The coding region runs from base 2268 to 3386 and encodes 372 amino acids. NCBI's taxonomy places the organism in Eukaryota, Metazoa, Chordata, Actinopteri, Cyprinodontiformes, Poeciliidae. The record is from RefSeq and is a predicted model, not a curated record. The transcript has a single exon.
ACUCUGAAAAACUUGUGAGCAGAAGAAAACAUAAUUUCUUCCCCUUUGAGAUCCCGUUGUGUGUAGCUUUUCAAUUCUGCUGCAUUUAAGCUGUGACUUCAAAGCAGGAGGCGCUACAAAGGAGUGACUUCAAACAUCAAAGCUGACUGUUUCACUCCAAACAUGAAUUUCAUUUUUUAUUAUUAUUAAGUUGCACAAACAAAGAAAUCUAAGGGUGUUUUUUAAAUUGAACUCUUAAUAUUAUUUCCUUACACUUUGACUCUCAAAAGUGUUUAUGACUCUCAAACUUUUGCACAUUUUGUCAUUUUACAACCAGAAACUUUGUAGUUUCCUUCCUUGAAACUGAUUGGCAAAGUCAACAAAGUUCAUAAUUGUAAGAUGGGAGGAAGCAAUAUAGGGUUUUCAAUAUAUAUAUAUAUAUAUUUUUGCAAGUUUGAGAAUCAAAACAUUUGCAAAUAUUCGGCUCCUCUCUACACGUACUGCAUACCUUUGUAUAAAAUCCAAAUUGAAUACAGAUGCAGAUCUAUUUGUAAAACAGUUUUAAAACUAUGUAUCACUUUCAACUGUGUUGAAAUAAGAAAAUGACUAAAUGGUGAUGAAGUGGAUACUUUUGGAAAGCACAGUCGGUUUGCUGUCACUUCGUAGCAGUUCGGUUUUGUGAUUCAGAUCACGGUAAACAAAGCUGGUUCAUUCUGUUUUCAGCGAAACCCGAGAAGGCCGCUGAUAACAUCUCUGUUUUGCAUGAGUGUGAAUGCAGUCAAACACGCAACUGCAAAACACGGCGACAGCAGCUCGCAAACAUUUCCUGAAGUGUAGGAUAAUGCACUUAGAAACGCCAUAUGUCCUGUUAAAUAUGCAAAAACUGAAAAGGAAAACUUAUAAAGGCAUCCACACACAUAUGCAAACCUACAAAAAAAAAACUCAUGCAAAGGAAGUAAGAAAUGUGUCUGAUAUUUCAUAAGAGGCUCGUGUUGGUUUCCUCACACAAAAACAAAACUACUGCAAUAUUUCAUCAACACACACAUAAACACACGCUGCCUGUGCUUGCUUUUGUCCUGAAAUAGACAUACAGUAGACCCAGCACUCAACAGCGCCCCUCUGUGGCUGUUUGGUUGAAUUGAGAGCAAACCUCACCUCUGUUUUGACUGGGCUGAAUGACUGGAGGCUGUGCAAAGGAUUAGCGUUUGGAUUAACGUCUUUAGAAGAAGCUUAAGAUGAUAAUGCACACUAUAUACAUGUUAUUCUCACAGGCUGUAUUUCACACAUAACCACGGAAAAAAUCAGCAACACACACUAUGUUGCAACUGUGACAAUGUGGCCUCCAUUUGGACAGACAGUAUCAUUCUUGUAUCUUAUGUAUCGCUGGACUUUUUUUAUUAUUAUUCUUACGAGCACCUGUUGACAUGAACGGAAGGCAAGAUAGAUAUCUCGCCUUUCUUCCUUUUGAACUUAGUCACUGGCAUGAUGCUGCCACCACCAACAUAUCCUGUGGGGACAAAGUGUUCAGGUUCAAGGUCAGUGUUGCUAAUCGGAGCGCCUCCUUCUACAUGUCUUGCCCCUUCGUGGCGUGUGGCAAACGUGACCUUCUGUGGUCUUCUUUCAACAAUUGUUUCCCUGUUCCUAUCUAUCUGAAUUAGCCAUGUGAUUAAAUGAGAUGAUGUGGUUCAGCUUGGCACAUCCUCACUGGCUCUAAUCUCAUGUAAUCAUCAUUAAUGACUUGUAAUUACAGCGGCGUCACGACGUCGCAGCGGGACUGCGUCAGCGUCAAACGUCCUGACUGCAGAUGCUGCCUUCAAAUGCCGGUUAGAAAUGGAUAUGACCCCGUUAUGUUUACUUCAUCGGCAUCAAGUAAUUGCCGGUUUUAGCCGCAGUUGCAGCUCGGAACUGCGUAAUUAUCAUAACUAUCAUUUUUGACAUUAUACAAAUUGAGUUACAGGGGAAUUUUGAUGUCGGUUUGCGAAUGUGUCAUUUCUUAUCUCUUGCUAAAGGCAUUUGGUGGAAAAUCGAAGUGGUAAAUUGGCUUAAUUAUUUCACUGGAGCUUUACUGUAUGGGAAGAGCAUAUUUAUACUCAUUUGUUUGUUUAUAACUCCGCAAGGGUGGGCCUCGGUUAGCCUUCCGGGAGCUGGUAUUUCCGGGCUGCACUAAAGGCACCAGCCGCUUGCUGCCGCAUCUCUCGCUUCACCUUGCGGACGCAGCGGAAAAUAAAUUAAAAACAACAAUGUCAAGGAAAAGGACAACAUAGUCUCUCCGCAGUGAGUGACUGAUCAUGGCCAGUCGGUGGAGAGAAGGUCAUCGCAGCCGCUCGAGGGAGCAUGGCAUCAGCCUAGAAACAGCUGCUGCGCCCCGGCAACAGGAACCAUCCGGAGACGCCGGGGACGCCGGGGAGUCGCUGCGAGAGCUGCCGAGAUGGAUGCGGCUCUACCUCUACGGCAUGCACGGCGUGACUCUGGACGUCCUGCUCUCCUCCCUGCAGGGGGUCCUAACCAGUCGGGACCCUAAGCUGGUGGGCUUCUCCUCUCCGUAUCUGUGCAUCAUGCACGCACUGACCCACUUCGCACUGGAGCAGAUCUACUCCCAGAAGAAGUGCUUCCGAGGUCGGCCCGUGGUGUUCCACCUGGUCUUUUAUCCGUCUGUCUACAUCGGACUGCAGAUCCUCGUCGGGAACAUCAACACUCUGACCGAGCAGGUGCGCGUGGUGUCCGGGGCGCAGCUGGUGGUCCACUACAUCCUGGCCUUGUAUUUCUCCCAGGUGUUCCACAGAGGGCUCGCGCACCUGCAGUACCAGCCCACCUCCCGCUGCGCCGACCUCUGGAGGAGCCUCGGCGGGCCGGAUCAUCAUCAUCAUCAUUAUCACCAACAUCAACAUUAUCAUCAUCAUCAUCAUCCUUCAGGCGGACUUCCCGGGUUCGCCCGGUUCUUGUUUUUCGGCAUGCACGGUUUCCUGGACGAGGUGCUGUUCACGUCUCUGUUCAACCUGGUGGAGAAAGGGGUUAGGGCCACCGGGGGCCACACGUCCCUCUGGUCCUUCCUCAUGUACGGCAGCUGCAGCUUCGUGGUGGAGAAGCUCUACUUCCACCUGCACUUCGGGAGAGGCUGGGGGACCUGGCGCCGCCUGCCCAUCUACAUCUGCUUCAUCUACACCUGGGAGUUCUGCUGCGGGCUGACGCUGAGGCAGUUUGACGCCUGCUCCUGGGAUUACUCCCACUAUCCGCACAAUUUCAUGGGACUCAUCACCCUCCUGUACCUCCCGGGCUGGCUGAUCCUGAGUCUGUACCAGGACGUGCUGUCUAACGUGCUGCUGAGAAUAAGGUGCACCAAAGACCCAGACUGCGUGAGUGGGGAGAACGGAGAGGUCAACGGACAACUGGAGUCGAAGAAAAAAUAACUCUUCAUGUAAAAUCAGCUUCCUAACAGAUCUAUUAAAAAAAUGAUUCAGGUUCAUCUCAGCAACUUGGACCGUCUACAGCAAGUUCAUAAGUUUCUGCAAUUCCGUUCAAAAUGUGAAACUCUUAUUUUAAUCGACAGGUUUAACUGAAGCAUUUGCUUACUUUGAGAAUGAUGGCUUCCCAAAAUUCAGCUUUUCAAAAGUCACAAACAGUAAGGAGGCUGCAGGCUCCUUAUUUGUGUAAAAUGUAAAAGAGGUAUAUUUUCCAGUUUACAACUAAUGGAAAAACUCAGUCUGUGAAAGGUAUCUUAUACAACUAAUUUAAAAAGAAAAAUCACACAUACAAAGUAUGCCCGUGUACUAUGCAAUAUAAUGACUACUCUGACUACACCCAAGUUGCUUCAGGAUUGACUUGUUUUUUUCUUCUAUACUUUUACCUUCCACUAAACUUUCCAAUAAUGGGCUUGUAACAGUACUCUGAACAGCCACUUCUUUAGUAACGAUUCUUUCUUGUAAAUGCUGACAUUCCCUUUUUUAUAUUGGUAUUAGUAUUCCAGUUUUCUGGGAAACUAAAUUUCAUUAUUUUUAAACCAUAAUAUUAAUGGGACACUUAUAUCAAUUUGUGUCUAAUGGAUUUAUACAGAUGUGUGGGUUUCACUUUAGUUGAAUUAUUGAAAUAAUUUAACUCUCUAAUGUAUUGAGAUGCACCUGUAUGUCAUAUUUUAUUGAACAUGUUCUGAUUUUUCACUUUAUGGCGCCCAACUGAGGCCAUUGACUCUUUAUCUAGCCUAUUUAAAUUACAUGAACUUACUGCCGUUUUCUUCUGUACAGUGUAAAAACUUGGAUUCUAAAAUAAGAACAUUUUCUAUUUUGAUAUGUUUACAACUGCAACUGCUCUUUUUGUCAUGGAGUUCAUCUGCAGACCAGAGCCGGCCCAAAGUAUCGUGCAAAACAAAACGUGUGACACCUGACAUCUUGUGUGUCCCGUAAAUUAGAGCAGCUGGACUGCAGCAAGCUUUAUGGAAUAAAUUAUUUUGUGGUUAAACAAGUUAAAAUGUUAAAAGAAACCCAAAUGGAUUUUUGUGUUUUCCGUUCUUUUUAUGUGCGUGCUACGAUCAACUUAUUUGUAAAUUUAAAGACACAUAACCUGAUUCCAUCUUUUGAAACAAGUUUUGAUCGCAAGCGAGGCUUGCAAGUCAAACUUUGUUCAGGGACCCACACUACCUUGGCGCAGAAUCACCAAUGGAGGAAUUGUGGGCAGUUUUUAAUCGCAGCAAGUCUUUUAGCAUGCCAUAACUCCUGCACAUACCUGCAUGCUGAAACUGUGUAGAAAAAUGUUCAACUUUUUAGACUUUUUAAAAACAAAGUACAAUGCACUGAAUGCUGCCUGAUGUUCCAAAGUCCGUAUUUCCAGAACUUGAAUUUGUCUGUUUGAUUCUAUAUUUUGUAUUUUUUUUUGAGAGAGAGAGUUUUCCAUAAUCCACCAAAAGAGAUAGUUCAAAAUUUAAAAAGUAAAGUUCCAGUAAAUUGUUAGAAGGAGCUGAGAGAACUCCCUUUAAACUUUUAAUGGAAAUUCACUUUAAAAAUCCUGAACUAUUCCUUUAAAGUUAUCGCAUAUGAACCCAGUCAUAAAUGUAGCAAUGCAGCACCUUGAGCAGAGUAGAAAUUUGGAACCACGUGGGAUUACUGUGAAUUUUACAUGAACCAAACAUUACUGGAGUGCCUUUCUGUGCAAACAGAGAUUCGACUAAACAUAACAUGACUCCUGCAAGUGCUGCAGCCAUGGAUCCCAGCAUCCCAGACAGAUUACACAUUGGAAACUUACAUCGGUUUGAGUGCUCACUAAUGGAAAAAACAUGCCCUUGUAAAACAGAGAAAAACAAUCGUGUAAAUGUUUUAUGUUUUCUAAUAAGAAAGUGAAUUUUCGUCUUGUAUAUAAUUCCCUAGAUUCAUUUGGAAGUGCAAUUGUCCCAGAUACAGACUAUUCUUGAUAAAUAGCAUUCAACUUCUUAAAGUACUGAGGCUGGCUUGGUGAUUUUGUUGGUUUGUUCUAUGGACUCGGCAGCUAUAUUGAUGUUCUUUAACAUUUCAAAUAUUCAUGCCAUUUACUGCAUGAUUGAAUGGCUUUGCACAUCCUAAACAUAUUCCUUGACCGCAUAACUGUACUUUAACCAUGCUUCACACUUGUUUUGAGCACUUUCAUGAAGAAAGAGACCAAAACGAGUUUGAAAAAUCAAUAAAAAAAAGUUUGAGUAAGGUGUACAUCCCUUCUUCUAAAGAAAAAUAACAAAAUAAAAGUCAGCAGCAUGAACUGUAUUCAUAUUUUUGAUUUGAUGAAAAGCUUCAACUUGUACUCAUUCAUUCUAUUAAUAAAAUGACAUCUGUUGUAA